UAAAAUAAAACAAUUUGAAUAGAGUAUGUUCCUUUCCGUUGAGAUAUCCUUAUCCAUUUGCUCAGUUGAGUCAUACGAAAUAUCAUGCACGACUUAGCUGUCAGUUUUCCGUUCCCCCUGCCCCCAUUCAGAACAAAUGCAUACGUAACAUUAGAAAUUUUGUUUGUGGUAUUGUUUCUUUUCAUCGGAAAUACCCAAUUUCCCGAUAGUUAAACAAACCAAAAACAGCAUAAUAAUACCAGAGCAAAAACAAUAAGAAGAAGAAAUAGUUACAGAUACAGUUGAAUAUGUCAAGACGUAGAAUUGCCACCAUGUCUACAGCUGAGGGCACAUCUCUCCGAAAUGCAGAAGGCAUACGAAAAUUCACCAACUCCAUGGACCCGCGCUUGGAUCAGCUGGUCGUGUACAGCUCCGUGCUGGAGCAUUUGCUGCAACAGAAGCGCCACUUUGAGCAGGAGCGCGACACGGAGCAGCUGCGGCUCGAGCGGUUCAGGUGCGAGGGUGUCAAAGAUAAUCGCAUUCGCGUGCAAAUGCAGGUGGUGAAAAAGGUGCAGAGCAUGCUCCCGAACAUUGUCUUCAAGCUGCGCAACGAGUACGACAAAUUCGAUCGCUUUCUGCAUAGAGAGAAGGGACUCCAAAACAUAAAUCUUUCUCUUUACGACAAAGGUCUGCAGUUGCUGAAUUUGUGCAAAAAGAAUCUAGAGCAAACUUUAUAGACAUGGCUGCACUUCCGUUUUCGCAUAUUCCCACGCGAACCCACUCUCCACCACACGCACACAUAGCCCAUGGUUUGCCCCAGCUCCCAAC
This is a messenger RNA of Drosophila arizonae, 807 nucleotides long. RefSeq lists its product as uncharacterized. Gene Ontology annotation, cellular component: microtubule cytoskeleton; cytosol. Gene Ontology annotation, molecular function: beta-tubulin binding. The record is from RefSeq and is a predicted model, not a curated record. NCBI's taxonomy places the organism in Eukaryota, Metazoa, Arthropoda, Insecta, Diptera, Drosophilidae. Gene Ontology annotation, biological process: post-chaperonin tubulin folding pathway; tubulin complex assembly.